This is a messenger RNA of Mucor mucedo, 1050 nucleotides long. RefSeq lists its product as uncharacterized. The record is from RefSeq and is a predicted model, not a curated record. The transcript is spliced from 5 exons. Bases 1 to 1050 code for a protein of 349 amino acids. Gene Ontology annotation, biological process: chromatin remodeling; regulation of transcription by RNA polymerase II. Lineage: Eukaryota; Fungi; Mucoromycota; Mucoromycetes; Mucorales; Mucoraceae. Gene Ontology annotation, molecular function: transcription coregulator activity. Gene Ontology annotation, cellular component: nucleus; nuclear chromosome.
AUGCAAAAUAAUCAAAUUCCACCUCAACGUAUGUUCCAACCGCAGGUGGCCUAUCCUACUAUGGCGAAUAUGGUACCAUCAGCGAAGACACAAGGUGUAUUUUCUACCUAUUCUGCUCGACUGAAACACUCCAACGAUAACGCUCUUUUACUUCCUGAAUCGUAUCUGACGAAAAAGACGCGUUUUACAGGAGAUGAAUCUGACGAAGAAUUUAAUGAUAUGAUGGAGGAGUCCGAUGAAGAAGACGAAGAGGAGGAUGAGGAAAAUGAUAAACCAGCUGUCGAAAAGCCACCAAGACCGGUCUCACUACCCGCUGGUUCUGCUGUAGCACCACCACCUGUAAUUGAUUACCCUAAAAGGAUUCGUAAGAAAAAUCACUUGUUUUAUUCGUUUUUGGAUUUGAUGCAUAUAUCGGAUAUUGAUGAAAUUCUUGUCCCCAUACGUUUGGACAUUGAUGUGGAUUCAAUCAAAUUGCGAGAUCGUUUCUUAUGGAAUAUGAAUGAGCAAUACCUGACCCCAGAAAAAUUCGGUGAAAUGCUGUGUGAAGACUUGGAGUUAUCUCCCUAUCGUUUCAUUCAACCUAUAGCUGAGUCUAUCCGAGCCCAAGUUUUGGACUUCGAGAGCUUCACCCAAGUACAAUUACCCGCAGGCCACACUCGUGUCGUUAUCAAUCUUGAUCUACAGAUAGGCAAAGUAAAUUACCGUGAUCAAUUUGAGUGGGAACUUCAAAACGAAAAAACCAAUGCACCUGAAGUUUUUAGUCGACAAUUGGCAGCUGAACUAGGUGUAGGCGGAGAAUAUGUAGCCAUUAUAUCUCAUGCUAUUCGCGAACAACUUUUCAGACAUAAAAGACAAUUUUUUUUGAUCGAUGGUGAAAUUCGAGCUACACUAGAUAGCGCAUUUCGACCUGUGGAAGAAGCGAAACAAUGGGUUCCUCGCAUGGAUAUGCUGUCGAAUGAUGAACUAGAGAAAUUGCUGAUCUCUCAAGAACGAAACAUCAGACGUAUGCGAAGAGAAACAAGAUUCAAAAGGUCAACUCGUCGUGUCUAG